This is a messenger RNA of Uranotaenia lowii, 2328 nucleotides long. RefSeq names its product zinc finger protein ZFP2-like. Lineage: Eukaryota; Metazoa; Arthropoda; Insecta; Diptera; Culicidae. The record is from RefSeq and is a predicted model, not a curated record. Gene Ontology annotation, biological process: regulation of transcription by RNA polymerase II. Bases 157 to 2070 code for a protein of 637 amino acids. The transcript has 5 exons. Gene Ontology annotation, molecular function: RNA polymerase II cis-regulatory region sequence-specific DNA binding; DNA-binding transcription factor activity; zinc ion binding. Gene Ontology annotation, cellular component: nucleus.
UGCGUUGUUUGUUGCGCGAAAUUUGCAGAAAGUUUUGUUGUUAAUUUUACCACAAAUAUUUCAAAUUAAAUACGAUAAUUUGUCAAACAUAUUCAAUUUCUUGAACCAAUUGGGCAAUUAAACUAAUUAUUCGUAAUAAAAGCUCUUUUGGAAGCAAUGAAACCGAAGCGCACUUCAACGGGAGAAGUCCAAAUUUGCCGCACCUGUAUGGUCGGCAAUGCGGAUGCUUUUGUGAAGCUCUCAUCCAGCCUAGAGGAGGACGCUCCCAUUGCGGAUGUGAUCGGUGAAUUGACCGCCAUUCACAUGGAUCUGGAAACGGGCCUGCCGGACCGGAUUUGCCAGGAUUGUGUGCUAGAGCUGAAGCAGUUUGUGGCGUUCAUCAAAAAGGUGCGCCAUUCGGACCGAACAUUGCGUCUGCAGUUGAAAUCGGGCCUUGGUCUGAAACCGGCUGAAGCUACCGGGUUAACCAGGUCGGAAGACAUAAAGCAGCAGCCGAUCGUUCUCAAGGAAGAAUCGGUCCAAGUGGAAGACACAGAGAUACAGAUUCUGGAGGAAGAAUAUCUGGACUACGAAGAUGACGUCACUUGGAAGGAGGAGGAACCCGACGAGGACGAACAGGAGCUUCAGUUCGACGUGAUAAUCGAUGGCGAAGACGAGGAAGCUGAAUCGGACGCAGAGUUCAUUGGAUUUGACAAUGAUUCCAGCAACAACGAAUCAAAAGUUUUGGUGCAAACCAAAAAGCGAAAACGAAGGACAAAAGAACAAAUUGAGCGGGACAAUAAGUACGAAAUGGAGGAACUGGAAAACGAUGAAUUGGACGAAGUCGAGCUUGAAACAUUCCGAGUUGUUGAGAGAACGGCUGACGAAUUUAUUUGUUGUGGAUGCUUACAUGUUUUUCCGACCGAGGAAGAGUUGAAGGAGCACAGUGCUGUUCACGCAUUCAAGCAACGGAGUAAUUCGUCAAAACCUAACGUUUGUUAUACAUGCUAUCGAAGGUAUACCAAUGUGAAUGGUCUGCAACUGCACAUGAAACAAACUGAAGCUAUGAAAAUUUACGAAUGCAUCCGCUGCAACCAACGGAUUAUAAAUCCUAAAUCUCGUCGUCAUCAUGCCCACAAUCAUCCGCAGCGGGAAGUUCUGCAAUCAUCGGUACUGGCACCAAUUCGCUUACAGCCAGACUAUCGGCGAGGUAAAAUUUGCUGCGCCCAGGCUUGCGGUUUGGCGUUUUCGACCGAUGAAGAUCUGCUGGAACAUGCCCAUAGUGCUCACAGAAUGAAUAAGUUUAAACUGGAACUCCCGGAAAAUCAAGAUAAACCAUUUGUCUGUCCUGUUUGUUUCAAAUGCUUCUCAAAUCCAGAAUCGCUUCGUAUGCAUCAAAAGCGCAAAUACAAAAGCAACAAGCUACAGUGCACCAUUUGUGGGCUCAAAUUCGUCACCUCAGUUGCACUGGCUACGCAUGAAACCAAACAUCAGCCCGAAAAAGCCUUCAAGUGUCCGGACUGCCCCAAAGCGUUUGCAACCAAGGCGUUAUUGAAGGCACAUUCCGUUGCCCACCGGGUCGAAAAACCUUACGUUUGCAGCGUUUGCGGGGCUGACUUCCAGCGUAAGGGUUCGCUGAUAAAUCACGAGCGAUUGCAUUCGGACCAGACAGCAUUCCAGUGUCAGUACUGUCCGAAAGCUUUCAAAAUUAAGUAUCGACUAGAGCUCCAUACCCGAAGCCAUACCGGCGAAAGGCCGUAUCAGUGCAGAUAUUGCGAAAAAUCUUUCGCCGACCAUAGCAAUCGGCAGCGUCACGAAAUGGGCCAUACGGGAAUCAAACCGUACAAGUGCAGGUUCUGUGAAAAAACCUUCAUCACCAAACGCUUACAGGCAGAACAUGAAGCCUCGAAUCAUGGUAAAUGUCCUCCAUCGCCGAAAGGAGAAAGUCAAACUCAUCAUCAUCAAACAAACACGACCGUUAGCGUGGACGUUUACGAAUGCAGUGUAUGCGCUACACCUUUUACGAACCUGAAAAGUGUCCAAAAGCACAUGGAACAUCACCACAUGGAAGAGGAAGGCGAAUCCGAGUAGGAAGAAACAAUUCCUGGUUUCCGAAAGACUCAUCUUGAGUUUCUUUCCUACUAAAUAGGUAAAGCGUUUUCUCAGUUUUUCAUACUUCGUUCAAUAAAGUAUUGCAAAACAGAUUUUCCCUUUUUUCAUGUGUAUUCAUUUUGCUCCAGGAGUAGGUACUUCUUCUGUUAAUUUUAAAAGCUUAAAAGAGUGAAAAUUUUGUUAAAAUAGCAAAAUUUGUGUAAAAAAUAAUAAAAGUAAAUUAAUAAUAAUAAUAAA